Rhopalosiphum padi (bird cherry-oat aphid) is the source of this 13279-nucleotide messenger RNA. It is a transcript of the gene Ca-alpha1T, whose product is annotated as voltage-dependent T-type calcium channel subunit alpha-1H. The coding region runs from base 517 to 7389 and encodes 2290 amino acids. Gene Ontology annotation, cellular component: voltage-gated sodium channel complex; neuron projection; plasma membrane. The record is from RefSeq and is a predicted model, not a curated record. NCBI's taxonomy places the organism in Eukaryota, Metazoa, Arthropoda, Insecta, Hemiptera, Aphididae. The transcript has 37 exons. Gene Ontology annotation, molecular function: low voltage-gated calcium channel activity; voltage-gated sodium channel activity. Gene Ontology annotation, biological process: membrane depolarization during action potential; calcium ion transmembrane transport; calcium ion import.
GUGUGCCGCCCGCGCCGUUCGCGACUACCGCCACCGCCGCCGCACCAGUGUGCGCGCCUUUUUAACACCAGUUCAUCUCACGUCGGUUCGACUCUCCGUCGCCGUCUCCACUCUCGCGAUCUAUUUUAUUUUUUUUAAUUUUUUUUUUUUUUUUUUUUAUCGUUUUCGUUAUUUUUUGCCCCCGUGCGAUCGUACGACCUCGAGUCGUAGAUAUAUUUCUCGUCCUUUUCACCCUCCCCCGGACCGCAGGCCGACACCGCAAACUCAAAGCCGCGGACCUUUUUUUCGUUUGGUCGCGGAAACACGCAAAGUCUAUAAUACCGUUUCCGAUCGUAUUUAUUAAUCUCGCGCAAUAUUAUUAUUAUCGCCGCCGCCGCCGCCGCCGCCGCGUCCGCUUUUGAGAAUAACUGUUUACACCAGUUCGCCGCGUGUUUGUCGAUAUCGGUCUCUCGUGAAUGGAUUACUACGCGGAGACGACAGCGUUGUUUUGAGUACUUCUAUUGAAAUAUAUAUGCAAUGAGGCAUUCAACAGCUGGCGGCGUGGAGGAAUGUGUUUACCGGCGAACUAGUUGCAACCAUGGCUUGUUGGCCAGAAGCAGUUCGGACUCGGAUUUGGCCGUAGUGACGACUGGAUAUCCUGGCAGCCUGGAUGUCGAAGCGUACGAGGAUGAGGAGGAAGAGGAGGAGGACGGCGAGGACUCCGAGGACGAUAGGGACGACGACGAUGACUGUAUGGGAGCGGAACACAAUCAGCAAGAAGAGCUACCGUAUCCAGGAUUCGUAUCCAUAUCGAUGAAAUACCUGGACCAGAAGUCUAGGCCCCGAAAUUGGUGUUUGGCCAUGAUCACUAACCCGUGGUUCGAGAGGGCGAGCAUGCUAGUUAUACUGCUGAAUUGUGUUACUUUGGGCAUGUAUCAACCGUGCGUGGACGAUCAAUGCAUAACGAGAAGAUGCAGAAUUCUACAAGUGUUCGACGACUUCAUAUUUGCAUUCUUUUCGCUAGAAAUGAUUGUGAAAAUGAUCGCAAUGGGAGCGUACGGUCCCUGUACUUACCUCGCAGACUCCUGGAACAGACUAGAUUUUUUCAUCGUUAUCGCAGGUGCUCUGGAGUACUGUUUGAACGUGGAAAACAUAAAUUUCUCUGCCAUACGAACAAUAAGGGUGCUGAGGCCGCUUAGAGCCAUCAACAGGAUUCCAAGUAUGCGCAUAUUGGUCAUGUUGCUUUUGGACACUUUGCCAAUGUUGGGUAAUGUGCUGCUGCUGUGUUUCUUCGUGUUCUUCAUAUUCGGUAUCAUUGGAGUGCAACUAUGGGAAGGCAUACUUCGACAAAGGUGUUUCUUGAAACCGCUACCAAAUGUCACUUAUCCCAAGAUGUUGCCGGCAUACUAUACGCUGAACGACGAAGAAAAAGAUUACAUUUGUUCGAAAAACGACGACAACGGCAUGCACUCGUGUUUCGACUUGCCGCCCACGCGCGGUCACGAUGCGCUGAUUUGCAACGCCACGGCCAACAUGGCACUCGGCAACGGGUCGUGUGUCAACUGGAAUCACUACUACACGGAGUGCAAGUCGCAGGGUGAGAAUCCGUUCCAGGGCACCAUAUCGUUCGACAAUAUCGGCCUGGCCUGGGUGGCCAUAUUCGUUGUCAUCAGCUUGGAAGGAUGGGUAGACAUAAUGUAUUACGUCCAAGACGCUCAUUCAUUCUGGGACUGGAUUUACUUCGUGCUGCUCAUCGUGAUCGGAUCAUUUUUCAUGAUAAACUUAUGUUUAGUGGUCAUAGCCACACAAUUUUCCGAGACAAAAAAGCGAGAAAUGGAAAGAAUGAAAAUGGAACGAGCUCGUUUCCACUCGACCAGCACACUGACCUCGUCGACAAACAACUCCGAGCCAUCGUCCUGUUACGCCCAAAUGGUGAAGUACGUCGCUCAUCUGUGGAGGCGAGGCAAGCGGAAACUGAUCAAAAAGUAUCGGGUGUGGAUGCUGCGACGGCAAACCGAAAGGGAGGAGAAGGCGCAGCGGCAGAACGCCACCACCGUCGCGCUCCUAUCGCUCAACACUAAUAACAACGACAAAAACGUUAAUUUUAUAGAAACAAACGAUAAUAAGUACGGAAAUGGUGCAAAAAAUGGCGAUGAAGAAUCGUCUCAGCCAAUGCUCCGGUUUAUGGAUAACGCUCAAAUCGAUUCGAGCGGGAACCUUCUAAGUCCGGGGUCGACAUCCAGCAACGGCGGAAUCGUGUCAAGGAGACGGAGCGUCGUAGUGGCUUUCAGCGACGAACUAAUUACCAGGAGUGGUCCCACCACUACCGCCGCCGCCGCCGCCGCUGCCGCCGCUGCUGCCGCUGCAGCUGCCGCCGCCGAUGCCGGCACUUCGUCCGCCGCGGUAACGACGUCCACUGCCUCCACCGCCGCCGCCUCGGCAAACGUCGCACUUUGUUCGACCGAGAAGACGACGCAGACGGUCGAUGGGACAGCGUGGAACACGUCUUCCUCCGUCAAUACCACCAUAGUAGCACUGAAUAACGCCGUGGCGGACUCCGACGAGCAGGACAUGACGUGCCAGGAACUUUUAGCUAUCAGCGGUGCCCUGUCGGCAGCAUUGCCCACUGGACAAUCAGCUCUUACAUCGCUGCUAAAGGCACUCGGCAAGACUGGAAGCUCGUCCGUGGCAACCAUCGUGCAAAAUGUGAACCGCACCACCAACAACAGCAACAUCCAUAACAAUAACAACAACAACCACAGAAACAACAAUAGAACGAAACGUCACGCGCUUAUGGACAGGCAAUCGGAUGGUGAACUGAUGAUGGACAAUGACCAUUUGGAGAGUAAAAACAAAGCGUGCCUCACCGACGCGGUGGGUUGCCUUCAGAUUUAUUGUCUGGUGGGUUGUUCCCUGUUGAGAGAGUGUAUAAAGCUCCUUGUCAACCACAGACGGUUCCAGCAGUGCAUUUUGUUAGCAAUACUUAUCAACACGCUCAGCAUGGGCAUAGAGUACCACAAUCAGCCUACCGAGCUCACUGUAAUUGUGGAAUAUAGCAAUAUUGUUUUUUCUGCGAUAUUUGCCGCUGAGAUGUUUUUGAAAGUAAUCGCCGAGGGGCCGUGCGGUUACAUCAGUAAUGGUUUCAACGUAUUCGAUGGAAUCAUUGUCAUAUUAAGUAUAGUGGAAUUGACGCAGUCGUUCGAAAACACUAGUGGACAACGGGAAGGCAAUUCGGGGUUAAGUGUGCUGAGAACAUUUAGACUAUUAAGGAUAUUGAAACUUGUUCGAUUUAUGCCAAACCUACGUCGUCAACUGUUUGUCAUGCUCCGUACAAUGGAUAAUGUCGCAGUGUUUUUUUCACUUCUAAUUUUGUUUAUCUUCAUAUUCAGCAUUCUCGGAAUGUAUCUUUUCGGUGGUAAGUUUUGCAUGUACGGGAAUGGAGCCCGGGAAUGCAACUGCAAAGAAAUUGUCACUAAACAUCCCCUGUGCGUCUGCGAUCGAAAACAUUUUAAUAAUGUAUUAUGGGCAACAGUCACCGUCUUUCAAAUUCUAACACAAGAAGACUGGAAUAUAGUGUUGUUUAACGGAAUGGAAAAAACGAGUCAUUGGGCUGCUCUUUAUUUCGUGACGCUGAUGACUUUCGGCAAUUACGUGCUGUUCAAUUUACUUGUAGCAAUUUUGGUUGAAGGAUUUUCUUCAGAGCGAAAUGAACGCAGAGAAAGAGAACGUCGGGAGCUCGAGAGGCAACAACAAUCAUCGUGGUGCAAAUGCACCUGUUCGUGUUAUGGCGAUGACAAAGGGGAUUGUGAAAUGUGUACAGAGAAAAAAAGCCUAAAUGGAAAACCAAAUACUGAGUUAAAAAUCGAAAACCCAAACAGAGACAUUAUAACCAAUAAAUGUAAUACACACAAGGACACUUCAUUAGUAAUUGCUCCACCUCCGCCGAUAAUUACACAUACAGCGGCCACACCGCAAGACUCGCCAAAUGCCGCUCACGAAUCAAGGGAUUUUCGGCGAUUUCAGUCACUAACACCGUAUACAUUUUUGCCGUUUGACACAAAUGGAAGCGGAUUUUCGAUUGAUUCAAUUGACUGUUCAGUGCGUUCGUCAACAAAUAGCUUGCAGAGUGUUUCUAAGUUUCCUAAAAUCAACAACAGAACUCCGCAGAUCUCCAGUCCACAAAAGUUAGUAGUGAAUCAAAGUUUUGAAACUAUACCGGAAGACAUUUCUUAUAGUGGAGAAAAUGGUGAAAAACUUCAAAGACGGUAUUCGUGGAAAAUUUCGAGACCCUCAUUGAGGCGAAAAUCAAAAUUUAGUAAUGUAGAAUGUGAAAGUGAUGAUCAAGGAAUACUGGUUUUGAACAACAAUAGCCAUUCAGUGAAUUCAAGUGUUGGACAAGACCACUCUCAAUGUAAUGGCGGCGUUUCCAAAAGUCCAUCGCCAAAUUUCCGUGCAACAAACAAUAUGUUGUCCGAUUAUAAUACUAUUGAAAAGUCUCCAUCCACUGUACAACAGAGCACAGUCAAUUACGUUCUGGCCAGUUGUCAGUACGACUGCUGCCAGCCGUGCGACACAGAAGGAUGCGCCGGGCCGGCCGACGAAAAGUCGUCUGAACCAUGUUGCGACUGCGACGCUGAGUCUAGCACGGCCAAGGUAAACGUCCGCAAGGUGUUCUAUUUCUUCGAGGAGAAGGGUUGGCUCAAGGACCGAGCCGAAUAUUCGCUGUACAUAUUUCCGCCGGAACAUGGUUUCAGGCAAUCAUGUGGAAAGUUCAUCAAACAAAAAUGGUUCGACAACGCAGUGCUUACGUUUAUAGCAUUGAACUGUAUUACGUUGGCCAUGGAGAGACCGAACAUACCGCCGGACAGCAACGAGAGGACGUUUUUGGGUACGGCCAAUUACGUUUUCACCGUGGUGUUUGCGCUCGAGAUGUUUGUCAAAGUCGUAGCCGCGAGCAUGUUCUACGGCAGUGAACCAUAUUUCAAGUCUGGUUGGAACAUUAUGGACGGAUUACUCGUAGUAGUGUCCAUCAUCGAUUUACUCAUGUCACUGAUCUCCGAAAGCAGCCCAAAAAUAUUUGGAAUACUGAGGGUGUUUAGACUGUUAAGAUCGUUAAGGCCAUUAAGAGUGAUCAACCGAGCCCCGGGCCUAAAAUUAGUUGUACAGACUCUGCUGUCAUCGUUGAGGCCAAUAGGCAAUAUUGUACUGAUUUGUUGUACAUUUUUCAUAAUUUUCGGUAUUUUAGGAGUUCAACUUUUCAAAGGAACCUUUUUUCACUGUGAAGGCCCUAAUAUCAAACACGUGCGUGAUAAAAAGGAAUGCCUAGCUGACAAGAAAAACACGUGGGUCAAUCAAAAAUAUAAUUUCGACGAUCUAGGCAAGGCGUUGAUGUCUUUAUUCGUGCUGUCGUCCAGAGACGGUUGGGUAAACAUCAUGUACACGGGUCUGGACGCUGUGGGAGUUGAUCAACAACCGAUUGAAAACUAUUCGGAAUGGCGACUUUUGUAUUUCAUAUCGUUCAUACUGCUAGUUGGGUUUUUCGUGCUUAACAUGUUUGUUGGCGUGGUGGUGGAAAACUUUCACCGGUGCCGGGAAGAACAAGAAAAAGAAGAACGAGUCCGGCGAUUGGCCAAACGGGCAAAGCAAAUGGAAAAAAAGCGGAGAAAAAUGCACGAACCGCCAUAUUAUAGAGAUUACAGCAGCGCCAGGCUAUUGGUGCACAGCGUAGUCACGUCUAAGUAUUUCGAUUUGGCCAUCGCUGCUGUUAUUGGUCUUAAUGUGGUCACGAUGGCACUAGAAUUUUACAUGAUGCCUAAAGCGUUAACAUACGCGUUGAAAAUAUUCAAUUAUUUUUUCACCGCCGUGUUCAUACUAGAGUGCGUGAUGAAAAUGUUGGCACUGGGACUUCAGCUCUACGUGAAGGACAAAUGGAAUAUAUUGGACAUUGGCAUCGUCAUAUUGUCCAUAGUGGGUAUCACGUUGGAAGAAUUAGAAUCUAAAAUCAUACCGAUUAAUCCGACCAUCAUCCGAGUGAUGAGAGUGAUGAGGAUCGCUAGGGUUUUAAAGUUACUGAAAAUGGCUAAAGGAAUAAGAGCUCUUUUAGAUACUGUGAUGCAAGCAUUACCACAAGUGGGAAAUUUAGGACUUUUGUUUUUUCUAUUGUUCUUCAUAUUCGCUGCAUUGGGUGUGGAAUUAUUUGGAAGACUCGAGUGCAGCGACGAGCACACGUGCCAAGGCCUGGGCGAACACGCUCACUUCGGAAACUUCGGCAUGGCAUUCCUAACGCUGUUCCGGGUGGCCACUGGUGACAAUUGGAACGGCAUCAUGAAGGAUGCACUCCGCGAGGACUGCGAUAACGCGGCGGACUGCGUGAAAAACUGUUGCGUGGCUGACGGCAUAGCGCCCAUGUUCUUCGUUAUAUUUGUGCUGAUGGCGCAGUUCGUGUUGGUCAACGUAGUGGUCGCUGUUCUCAUGAAACAUCUCGAAGAGUCUCACAAACAGAUGGAAGACGAAAUGGAUAUGGAAGAUCAAUUGGAGAGAGAAAUGGCUGCAGAGGAAGAAGAACAAUUGGUUCAAAUGGCCUUAGACCACGAGUACUCGAUUCAAAAUCCUUUAUGCAAAGAGUUUUCGCUACCCGCCGACUUUACCUUUAAAAGUUUGCCGCCUUCACCUCUAUACCAAAGUCAAGGACGACGGUUUUCAUUUAACUCUUGGAGUGGUAGGAUGGCGGAACCUACCAUCGUGCCAUCACAAAGGAGACGUCAGACCGUCCAGGAGUCAAACAUGCUCGUUCCUCCGGCACUUAUGCCAACUUUUAUGAUUCCUCAUUUCGAAUCCAGGAAUCGGAAGAUGUCCUUGAGCGCACAACCACGGAAUGAUGUCACUCGUAGAGACAGCGUCCGGAGUUCCGGUUCGCAGCGGCCGGCGACGGACCAACUGGACGCCGCCGGUCAACAGCAGAAGCAACAACUGCAACCGCUGCAUCAACUGCAACAGUUCACGGACUGGCAGUCAUCAGCGAACCAGGUGAAGCUGCAGGCGAGGUGCGUCUCGGAAGCGAUCGCCGGCAGUCAAGCAACCGGAAGCGGAAGUAGACACUCGAACCGCGGAGAUCCGGUGGCCGCGGCCAAGACCAACAAUGCUGCCGCCGCAACGCUGCUGACCGUACCAGCGACGCCCAAUCCAAACGCGCUGGCUCCUCCGCCGCCGACUCCGCCGCCGUCGCUGUCCCGGUCGUACGUCACACUGGCCAUACCCGAGGAGUGCGCCGUCGACGUGCCACUGUUGCGGUCUCGUUUCCCACUGGUUAGGCGGCCUGAAGACCCGACCUCGUCCGGUGCGACCGCCGCUGCUGGUCCGGUCAACACGCUUGACGUGCGGAUCGAGGCGAACGUCAAAAGAAAGACCUGAGCAGCCCCCGGCUGACACUAUCGAUAUAAUGAUACUGUUAUUAUUAUUAUUAUUAUUAUUAUUAUUACUAUUAUUGUUAUCAUCGUUGUCCUCGUUAACGUUAUCAUCGUCGUCGUCGUCAUUAAUAUUAUUUUAAUUAUUACGAAAUUCGCAUCUCCCUGUGUAGAUUAUCAUCAUUUUUGCAAUUUUAUCGCGUGUAUGCAGAGCUCUCAGGGCCAUAUACAUUGGUCACCAAAAAAUGUGCCCGCUACAGAGAAUAGCUAACAUCACUUAUUGUCAAUAGUGAUUUCGGAAUCACUUAUAUUAUUAAACACAAUAAUGGCAUACAUCUGUCUAUGGUCGGGUGUUGUUAAUUGCGUCGAAUACUUAUUAGACUACUUGUGGGUACCUACCUAUUUUUAACGUCAUUGAAUAUAAUGCGGUAAAUUAAAAAUGAAUUAUAGCAAAAUAUUAUAAUACAGAAAAUCAAAGGAAAAUCGAAUUAUCGUACUAUCAAAAAAUAAUGACUUUUGCGUAAAUUAAAAAAAUAUAUUACACUACCCAAAAGUUAUAUACGAACAAGGCCGCGACGAAGAUGUAUAACCCGUCAAUCGGUCAAUCCUUUAAGUUAUAUGAAUCGUAAAUAAAGGUGGUCUUCGAGAUAACUAUAAUUUUGACAAAACUAGAAGAUCCGAAUUAAAACAUAUUACAAAAUAUAUAAAAGUAUACUUUAAGUUUCACCUAAAAUCUAUAUGUAACCUUUUUUAUGCUGUUUAAUUUAUUUUUUACCCAAAACGAUUUUAUUUUGCACAAAUUAUGUACAUAAGAAAUUUCUGGUAGUUGGUGCCUGUGAAACGUGAUUUUUACAAGGCGUUUGUUUAUCGAAAGUUACCACCACGCGCUAGUCCGUCGAGUACUGCUCGCGUUUGAGGGACGUGUCUAUAAUACGUAAUCCAACAACGCGUAGGUAUACAUAUUGUAUUUCACACCUGUUCUGAUAGUUUCUCGUCGUCACGAAUAAGUUAUAAAUAUAUAUUAUAAUAUUUUCCAAUAUAUUAUAAUUUAUAAUAUUUUUAUCGACCUAAAAUGUUUCGGUUUUAAUCCUCGAAUUCGUGCUCGAAUAAUAAAUAUACUACCAAUACCUGCAGCUAUUUAUUAUAAUCCGAUCAUCCUAUAUUGUGAUAACAAGUAUUAUUUAUGACUAUGUAAGGGGAUUUAUGGAUUCCGCCAAAACAUUUUGUUUUGGAAAAAUGUAUGUAUCGACUCCAUAGUCUUGAAUUUAUAUAUAAAAAAAAUUGUAAAAAUCAGUAAAUCAGCCAUACUUAGACUGAAUUUAACGUAUUUUACUGAAUUUUUAUAUUAAAAUGAUUAAUUUUUAUUAUUAUAUAUUAGUAUAAUAUAUAAUUUAAAUCAUGAUGAAUAUGAUAUAGGAACAUUAUACAAUUAAUUUAGAAUAUAAUUAGUAUUUAAUUCAUGUUAAAAAUAUUCAAAAUAAUGAUUUAUAUGGUAUAGUUUGGUAUAGAUACGUUAUUCAACGAUCCAUAUUGCCAUCACUUUUAUACCUAUCCUAAAAUUAUUUUAAAUAUUGAUAUAUUAUAUACGUAUAUUUCUUUUAAGACUCGGUGGAAUCAAUAACCAAUGGAGUCAAUACAUGGGACAUUUGAUUAAACAUAAUAAAAUAUAGCCAGCGGAGUCGAUACAAAUUUUAUGAAAUAAAUGUACCGUCAGACAUGUCAAAAAUAAUUUGAUUAGUUUGUACUUCGCCAAAACGCGUAAUUUAUUGUAAUAUUAUUAAUCGUAAUUUUAAGUGUUUCCUGAUGAAUUUUAUUUCUAUGGGUGUUUUUAAACAUUAAAUAAUUUAAUAAUUAUCAUAAACCUCGGUAAAGAUAAACGAACAAAAAAGAGUAGGUAAAGUUAUUAUUUCAAAAAUAUAAUUGAUUCUCUGAAACUAUUUUCUUUACUUCAUACUAUGAUAAUCAUUAGCUAUUAGAAAAAAAACAUUACCAAAUCAAUUUUUAGAUAAGUCGUUUUAUGAAAUAUAUAUACCCAUAACAAUUCUAGACAAUUAGAUAGAUAACAACUGUUUAAUUCUUUCAAGGACUUGAAGAAAUAUUAACUUUGUUAUGUUGUAUUGUCUUAGCGACAAAUGUGUGAAAAAUUAAGGUGUUCAAAAUUAGCGUCAAGCAUUCUUUUAUGUUUAUUAUUGAUAUUAAUCUUUUUAUAAAUAAUUUUAAUGCAAUUUUUAAAAAAUCAACUAUUAUUAUAUUAAUGUAGUAAUUCAUUGAUAGAACUAACAAAUUAAAUUAUUUUAAUUAAUAAUUUCAAAAAUACAAUCCGUUAAUUACGAAAUACAAUUACAAAAUAAUUUACCAAUAAAAAUACGUGAUUUCUUUGGGUCGUGAUUGUCUAAAAACUAUUACUUAGUUCUAGCGAUUUAACUGCGUUGUUUAAUAAUUCAAAACUUUUCUGAAUAAAUUUCUUGAUAUCCUAUAACAUUUAAUAAAAUCAAAGUAUAAAACUAAAAUUCGUAUUACUUAAAGGAACCCGUUUGUCUGUUUGUUGUUACUUGAUAAUAUGUAAUAUGUAAAAAAAUAAUAACACUAUGUCAUGAAACGAUUUCGAAAUUAACACAACACAAUGUCCUAAAAUUCAAAAACUCAAGUUUGUAAAUUAUUUCUAUAAAAAUGUAUUUAAUUAACUCGUUUGGUUUUACUUAUGAUAUAAAAUAACGUGAACAACGUAAACACAAUACAUGUAUAUAAAUAUAUAUUUUUAAAGUAACAUAUUAUAUAUUUAUUUUAUAUUUGUUAAUACUUAAUAUUAUAAAUUAUAAAAUUAUAACUAUAGAUAAAAUUAGUCGUUUCAAAUAGAAAUUCAAUAAUGUAACUAUGCAAUUUGUAACUGUAUAUAAUUGUAAAUCUAAUAGAGCAAAAUAAUAAUAAUAUGUGAAUAUUCAUAUUUAAUACAUAGAUUAAUACGUGCAUGUCAUUCUAAUAACCAUACACCGCCAGUGUUGUUUUUCUAGAUUGUUAUCGAACACAAAAGCAUACGAAUAUAAUUUCUAAUAAAACAUCAACAUUCAAUGUAUGGUAAUCGAUUCAAAACUCAUUAUAGGUAGGUAUAAUAGUCAUUAGGUACCUACAUAACAAGUAUACGCGAGUCCGUCAAAACAAUCACACUUGAAAUACAAAUCAAAUGGAUUCCAGCGUCCAAAUAGUAUUAUAGGUAUCACAACAUCGAUUUAAGCCGUGUAUUAACGUAAAACCGUUUACAGCCGACGAAAUAGACAUAGGUAAUUCAUAAAACGGUUUAGUGGGGGCGCUUUUUUUUUUAAUUCAUUUAAUUUUGUCUGGCCCGAUGAUUCAAACUACUUAUAAUAAUAUGUACCCUGCAAAUCGCGAUCACUGGCAGGAGAUACCUCUACCGCGUGCGAACAAUUUAAUUUUUAUAAUAAUGACAUUCUAGGUAUUAGGUAGUGAUAAUAUAACAAUAAAAUAUGUUAUUGUGUUAUUGGACGUUUAUUUUCGAUUAUAGAAUAUAAUAUAAUAGUCAAUUUCUUUAUUACGAUGUACCUUCCUAGUGAAAGUAUUGAUUAAUAUUAUAAUAUUAUUAUAUGCUACGUCGAAUCUGUGAUAAAGUCAAAUUUUUAGAUACCUAUCGCCUUCAUAUGUAUCUAAAUAUAUUAUAUAGAGAGUGAUGCAUUUUAAAGGCAACGCUAGUUUUUUUAGUUAAAAACAAUUUUUGUGUUUUUGAUUUUUUAAUAUUAUUCAAAAUACUUUUAAUAAAAAUACUGAAAAAGUUCAGACUAUUAUAAAAACAUUUUUUUUUUCGAAAACACAAAAAAUCACUUGAAAAAUUAGUGUAGCCUGGUAAAUGUAUCUCACACUGUAAAAUGUAUAGAAAAUAAUAAUCUUUAUAAUAAAAUAUUAUAAUUACGCGAAUAUCUGAUUUUGUAUCGUUUUUUUUUUUCUAGAAAAUGUAAAAUCAAAAUCGUCCAAAUAUGAUAUUAUAUUAAUAUCUAAAUUUGUGUAAUUGUGUGUAUAUUAUUAUGUUUUAUUGUAUGUCUAGUCUUUAGAUAUUGAUUAGUGAUUUUCUAUGAGACUGCCUAUUUCUUAAGUAUAUAACUUUUAUUUAGCAUCUAUAAUAAUAAUUAUUAUAUCUAUAAUAUUAUUCCCCCGCUUGUAUUAAAUAACGUAAAUAUUUUAGUAGAGUGUAAUGAUUUACGCGUAAAAACUGUGUACAACUCUACUCUCUCUCUUUCUCUUUCUCUCUCUCUCUCUCUCUCUCUCUCUCUCUCACUCUCUCUCUCUCUCUCUCAAUCAAUCAAUCACUCUCCGUCGAGCUCUUUGUCUCUCUCUCAAACUGACUUAUUAUUAAUAUUAUUAUUAUUAUUAUUAUUAUUAUUAUUAUUAUUGUACAAUUAUUAUACUAUUACUACGUAUAUUAUUAUGUAUUAUUGACGAAUAGAAUACAUAUCUUUAACAAUUUUUGUAUAAUUAUAUAUAAAUAGAAUGUCUGAGUUAAGUGUUAUGUACAGUAAAACUCUUUGGUACCUACCUCGAACUUUCAACUCAAAAUGAUAAUAAUUCGUAAAAAUGAAUGAAUUCCCUUGAAACAUUUCCUAUCCAUACUCAACAUACCUCAUCGAUCGCCCUCGCAAGUUUCUAAUUAAUUUGUCUUAGAUUCUUUGGGGUUAUAGAUAUUCCGUUAUUAUUAUUAUUAUUAUUAUAACGUAUUUGGGCGUUACUGGCUUACUGCAUAUAAUUAUAUAAACUACUCGGAAAACCUAUAAUAUCAGACAACCCCAUACACAACGUUCAUAACUAAUAUAACCGUUGUAGGAGGUACUACAAUAGGCUAAUAUUUUACUGAUAUUUCAAAUUAUUAUUAUUAUUAUUAUUAUUUAUUACGUCUUUUAUUUUUCACUUACCUAAUUAUUACAGAGUAACAUAAUAUUGUCCACGAUAGGUUUUACGUACAAAAAAAUCAAAUUCUGGCUCACACAUAAAUUCGAUCAAAUAAAACCCAAGUCGAGUAGGGCAGUUGGAUGUCCCCCCCCCCAAAAAAAAAAAAAGGUCACAGUUAAUUAAACUAAAAACUUAAUACAUGAGCCGUUACGUUUACGCAUAAGUACAUUGAAAUGUAUCACUAUUUAUUUUUUCCAUUAAAUUUGUAAACAAUUAAUAACUAUAAUAAAUAGCAUCGGUAAUGUUUUGUAGACAGUGUUAAAUACAUUAAUACAUAAUAUAUACUUGAAUUUUGAAAUAUAACAAUUCGCAACUGUUGUUUACUUUAAUUUAUUAUGCAUUGAAUAUUAGUCUCUUUGUAUGUAUUAUAAUUCAGGUCAUAGAUAUACUAAAGAAAAGCGAGCUCACGUUGUAACUACAUUCUGUAUACCCGCGUUACGUAGUAUUUUAAUGAUUUAAGUAGAGAAAAAAUGUUUUCUUUCUCCCCACCUCCCUUAUACUAAAUGAAAAGAUGCAUAUAAUAUAUACAAAAGUUUCUCCUGUGGUUGAAACGUUAUUAUUAUAGGUAUAUACUAUUAUUAUUAUUUUUAUUACAAUAAUUCGUUCAUAAAUAAUAUAGGUAACUGUAACUUAAUAACUAUAGGUAUAUUAUAUUAUAAGACCAUAUUAUUAUUAUUAUUAUUAUUAUUAUUAUUAUUAUUAUUAUACAGUCCAUCCAACUAUUGUAACACUAUUGAUUCCGUAAAAAAAAUUGUAUGAUAAAAAAACCGCUAAUAUGGUUGUAUUGUACUUUAGAAAAACACGCUUGUUGUUAUAUAUAGUAUUCGUUCAUCGUUGAGAACAUUUUUAAUAAUUAUUCAGGAUUAAAAAUUUAAAAACAGUUUUGUAUAAAUAAAUAUAAUUUUUAAAUGUUAUUACAUAAUAUAUAAUAAUACUAUAUAAAA